This is a messenger RNA of Anopheles nili, 969 nucleotides long. It is a transcript of the gene Pex14, whose product is annotated as peroxisomal membrane protein PEX14. The record is from RefSeq and is a predicted model, not a curated record. NCBI's taxonomy places the organism in Eukaryota, Metazoa, Arthropoda, Insecta, Diptera, Culicidae. Gene Ontology annotation, cellular component: peroxisomal membrane; peroxisomal importomer complex. Gene Ontology annotation, biological process: protein import into peroxisome matrix, docking. Gene Ontology annotation, molecular function: signaling receptor binding. The transcript has 4 exons. Bases 1 to 894 code for a protein of 297 amino acids.
AUGAGCGAGGGAUGCAAGGAAAGCGCGGAAUCACCUCCCGCGCAACCCGGUGUACUAUCUGCAAUGGCCACCGUAACAACGACCGCCGAUCCUACUACGUCUGAAUCUUCCACUGCUGCUCCAACAUUGCCUCCGCGGGAACAUUUGAUCGUUACCGCUAUUAAGUUCCUGAACAACCCGAAUGUAAUUCGUAGUGCCAUUAACAAGAAACAAGCCUUCCUUCGGUCUAAGGGCCUUUCGGAGGAUGAAAUACAGAUUGCAUGCGAGCGAGCCGGUGUAUUUACCGGUGAACCUAGCUCCAUGCCGACGCAGACUGUCAUCAGUAUGGGGGUGGAAUCGAGUGCAGCAAAUUACGCCAAGUCCGGGUAUCAAAUGCAACCUCGACAAAACUUCCUCACCCGCAUAAAGGACAUGCUUAGUUCGGCAGCUCUGCUGAGUGGACUAAUGUACGGAGUAUACAUGUUUUAUAAGAAAUUCAUAGAGCCUCUGGUAUUCCGCAGUAAGAAAAAGAAAAGCAUCACUGAACAGCUAACCGACCUUAAUCAAACGAUGACGGCAAAGAUUGAUACGUUGAGUGCGGAGUUAGGCAAGAUCAAGGAAGAACUGAACCAGGUAAAUCAAUCCAACACGACCGUCAAAGAAUUGACCAAUUUUAAGGGUGAUCUCGAUUCAAUCAAAGGACUACUGUUGAACAGGAAACAAUUUGCCGCGCCAAACCUUCCCGUCGUUCCACCGUCGAUUCCAGCGUGGCAAUUACGUUCCCAGCAGCACCAGCCGACUAGCAGCGAAGGCGAGCACGAUAAACACGAUGACAACGAUACCGGAUCCGGAUCGGGCUCGAGCGAAAAUGAUGUCGUACUGAAGAACAGUGACAGCAGUCUGGAAAUUAUGUAAUGCACGGAGUAUAUUGUGAAAUUAUUAUGCUUAAAUUCAGAAUAUAUCGGCCAUGCAACGCGAGCAUUGCCACAC